Pieris rapae (cabbage white) is the source of this 2621-nucleotide messenger RNA. Its product is annotated as probable cytosolic Fe-S cluster assembly factor GL21135. Gene Ontology annotation, biological process: iron-sulfur cluster assembly. Gene Ontology annotation, molecular function: 4 iron, 4 sulfur cluster binding. The record is from RefSeq and is a predicted model, not a curated record. Lineage: Eukaryota; Metazoa; Arthropoda; Insecta; Lepidoptera; Pieridae. The transcript has 8 exons. Bases 139 to 1581 code for a protein of 480 amino acids. Gene Ontology annotation, cellular component: cytosolic [4Fe-4S] assembly targeting complex.
AAAUAUAUGACUAUGAAAAACAGCUGAUUGGAUUAUUUGGAAACAUUUAUGUUUUGAUAAUUUUGCUUACCAAUAAUUUAUGUGAUUAAUUUAUCAAAACUAUUUAAUAAGAUUCAUGGUCUUAAUUAAAAAUCGACAAUGGCUUCUAGAUUCAGUGGGGCACUACAAUUGACGGACUUAGACGACUUUAUAACUCCCUCACAGGAAUGUAUAAAACCAGUAAAGAUCGAAAAAACUAAGAGUAAGACUGGUGCCAAAAUUAAAAUUGGUGAAGAUGGAUACUUUGAUCUAUCAAGUGGAAGAGAGCAAAAGUUACAAAAAGUUGAAAUUACACUGGCUGACUGCUUGGCAUGCAGUGGCUGUAUAACAUCAGCUGAAAGUGUGCUAGUCACAAAACAAAGCCAAGAAGAAUUACUGAGAGUAUUAUCAGAACGAAAGUAUACUGACUCAAAGGGAGUAACAAUGGAUGUAAGUUUAGUUGUUGUGUCAAUAUCACCGCAGCCGCUGUUGUCUCUUGCUUUGAGAUAUAAACUGACUGCACAGGAAGCAACUAGAAAAGUGUCAGGAUAUUUCAAGAAGCUUGGUGCUGAUUUAGUUUUGGAUAUGACAUUAGCAGAAGACUUCUCAUUAUUAGAAGCACAACAAGAGUUUCUCGAAAGGUAUAGAAAUCAACAGAAUGAUCCAUCUGGGAAAUAUCUGCCUAUGCUUGCAAGCUCUUGUCCAGGAUGGGUGUGCUAUGCAGAGAAAACACAUGGUAGCUUCAUCCUACCAUACAUAUCCAGUACUAAGUCCCCACAGCAGAUACAGGGUUCCCUAGUAAAGCAGCACCUAGCAGGAAGACGGGAAUUGCAGCCAUCAUCCAUUUACCAUGUGACCCUUAUGCCCUGUUAUGACAAGAAACUUGAAGCGUCUCGAGAAGACUUCUAUAGUGAAAUAUACAACUGUCAGGAUGUCGACUGUGUUAUUACUGCGAUUGAACUUGAACAAAUGCUGUCCAGCGAAGACAAAUCACUAUGCGACAUAAUGGAUGGAGAACUCGACUGGCCAUGGGACGAAAGUGACGUCAAAGGGGUCAAGGGACAUAUAGGGUCUGGUUCUGGGGGCUACAGUGAUGCUGUGUUCUUACAUGCGGCCGAUCAGCUUUUUGGUGCCACCGACCCACCAUUGGAGUAUAAAAACUUAAGGAACCCGGACUUCCGAGAAGUAUCAUUAGAAAAGGACGGUCAAGAAGUGCUAAAGUUUGCGAUCGCAAAUGGCUUCCGUAACAUUCAGAACUUGGUGCAAAAGCUGAAGCGAGGAAAGUCACCGUAUCACUAUGUCGAAGUUAUGGCUUGUCCAUCAGGUUGUCUAAAUGGCGGUGCCCAAAUCCGUCCUUAUCAAGGGGAAAGUACGCGGGAAUUGGUUGGGCAAUUAUACAUAAUGUACCGUGAAUUACCACAAAGUGAGGACGAGAAUCAAACAGUUUCUCGAUUGUACAACGAAUGGCUGUCAGGCAAACAUUCGGAUAAAGCACGCGCCAUGUUGCAUACGCAAUACCAUGCUUUGGAAAAGAGUGAUGUAGCUUUAAAUAUUAAGUGGUAAAUAUCAUUUUAUGGGGUAUGGGCCAGAUAUUUCCGUUAUUUUUUAACGUACUUUACUAAGAUUAAUUUUUUCCAAUAUCCAAAGCUGGUCAACAGCAAAUUUGUUUUAAUAAUAAUUUGUAUUAAUUGUGUAUUUUACAACGCACAAACUUUUGUACGAGAUAUUAUUCAUAAUAAGAAACUUUUAUUUUAAAUUUCUGUGUAACAAUAUUACAUAAAAUAUAUAAAAUAAAUGUUAAACGGACUACAUAUAAAAAAACAAAAACUGUGUAAUAAAUUCUAACACUGUACCUAUUCCAGUAUUUACGCUAUCAAUGUUUCUUUAUGGCAAUAGUUAAAACUUUAUGUUAUCGAUGAUUGUCUGUGGUUAAACUGUCAAUCAUGACAUUUCAUCUUUAAUUUUCUUUCGUGUUUGUCUUUUGAUUGUCUGUUGAUAUUUAUGGCACAGCUUGUAAGCAUAAAAAUUAUUUAACCUUACAUAAAAAAUAUUUCUAUACAUAUUAUACAUGACGAAUUUGGAUUGGCGCCAAUUUGACUUUAGUCGGCUUGAAGAUAAAUCCAGGACCGAUGCAAUACAGUCAAAAGCGUUUACGACAUUUUAAAAUAAAAAAGUCUGUAUUGUUUUAAAUUAAGGUACCUUUUAUAGUAAACAAAACAGUUCAUACUUUGAAAUGGCUGGUUACACCAGUGAAUGAAUGCACGUAUAAUAUUAUAAUAAUUAUGAUUAUAUAAAAACAUGAAAAUAGUUUUGUUUAUUAUUUAGUUCAGAGGGAGGAUAAAAUCAGUACUGUCAUUUAAUGACGAACAAUGUAUAAAGAAAUAUUUGCACAGUUACCUAGUUAUAUUUAGUUUAAAUUUUAUUGUAAUGUUAGUAAUAUAGUAUAAGUGUUAUGAUGUAAAUAAAAGUAAUAUUACUUGCAAAUUGUCAUUAUUUAAAUAUACAUAGACAAGGUCGCUAUGCACUAUCAUUUGCGUAAUUCAAAGAGUGACUUGAUUCAUCAGACGCAAGAAAGGGAAGGGUAAUUAAAAUUAUUCUCUUUC